This is a messenger RNA of Musca domestica (house fly), 1892 nucleotides long. RefSeq names its product glycoprotein-N-acetylgalactosamine 3-beta-galactosyltransferase 1-like. The transcript has 5 exons. Gene Ontology annotation, cellular component: membrane. Gene Ontology annotation, molecular function: N-acetylgalactosaminide beta-1,3-galactosyltransferase activity. Bases 585 to 1814 code for a protein of 409 amino acids. The record is from RefSeq and is a predicted model, not a curated record. Lineage: Eukaryota; Metazoa; Arthropoda; Insecta; Diptera; Muscidae.
UGACUUUUAAGCAGUGACAGUUAAGUAUGCAGCAAGCCAUAAUCGGGUACGGUACGGACGGCGGUGUGACGCUUGUUUGCUGAUGGUAAAAAUUAAUAAAACAAAACGAAACAAACACAUUAAAUGUUUUUUUUUUUUGUUAACCAAUAAAUACGAGUGGCUCAUUCCAUUUCGCCUUAUAUUACGUAGUAGUUCUUUCGGUUCGUUGGAAUGUGUGUGUGUGUAUCAUGUCGUGUUUAAUUAUAUCAAGAAUUAAGAAUUAAUUCAAAACAAACAAGAAAACAAGUGAAAUAAGUGUCAUUGUCAAGAAAACCCCCACCUGUUAUCUUGUGGAUUUUUGGUUAAAAAAGUUAAAAAAGAUUUAAAUAAUUAUAUUUCAAUUAAAUUCAAUAAAUGGUGUGAUAAGAUUUGAUAUCAACAUAAUUGUUUGAAAAAAAAUCAAAAUAGAUAUUUAUGUUAAAUAUUCAAUCACACAAACUUCAUGUCGCCGUACAACUUGUGUUUCUAAGGUGGAUAGCGGAAUCUCGUCUACAGCAUGAGGACAUAUUUUAGCUGGCUACACAAAAUUAUUCUCACGCAUCACCAUGUAUAGUCAAGGCGGAGUUUCGAAUCUAAAACUCUUCGUUACUUUGAUGAUAGGAAUAGCAAUUGGCUUCACCUUCUCGCAAGUAACGGAUACAUCCAAAUAUGAAAUACCCAAUAUAGCCAAUACGGUGAGAUAUCAGGAUCUGUGGACGCAAUCAAAUCCAGGUCAAGAAAUAAAAGAAGACGACGAAGGACAUGAAGAGGAGUCAACCGAUAAUUAUGUAAAUGAAGUUUUGGACCAUGAUGUAAUAUCGCGUAAUCCCCGAGAAGAUAAUGGACAAGAAGAGGAAUCAAUAAUACGGGAUACGAAUCAAAAUCAUAGCAUUAAGGAAACUGUUGUCAAUGAUUAUCGUUACUAUGAAGUCAAUACGACAAUUGCUGAUAAGUUAUAUGACGAAGUAAAAGUCCUGUGUUGGAUCCUUACGGGUCCGGCAAAUCAUCAAAAGAAAGCCAUUCACAUUAAGAAUACCUGGGGUUCACGCUGUAACAAGUUGUUGUUCAUGAGCUCUCAGGAGGAUGAAGAGCUGGGUGCAGUCAAACUACCCGGUGUGGGUGAGGGAAGAGGAAAACUGUGGAAUAAAACUCGAGAGGCCUUUAAAUAUGUUUAUGAACAUUAUUUGGAUGAAUACGAUUGGUUUCUGAAGGCCGAUGAUGAUACGUAUGUGAUUGUGGAAAAUUUGAGAUUAUUUUUAUAUCCCAUGUCAAAGGAUGCCCCAGUUUACUUUGGCUGUAAAUUUAAACCCCAUGUCCGACAGGGUUACAUGUCUGGCGGUGCUGGUUAUGUCCUUAGCAGAACUGCCCUCAAACGUUUCGUUGAAUUGGGCCACAACAAUCGCAUGAUAUGCCGCAAAGGUCUGGGCGGUUCCGAAGAUGCCGAAAUGGGUAGGUGUCUGCAAAAUGUGGGCGUAGUAGCUGGCGACUCACGCGAUGAGCUGCUCCGAGGACGUUUCUUUCCAACCCAACCAUCGGGUCAUCUUAAGCCCAAGGAUAAAACUAGUUGGUAUUGGCGUUACAUAUUCUACAAAACCAAUGAUGGUCUUGAUUGCUGCUCCAACUAUGCCAUAUCAUUCCAUUACGUCCAGCCAGAUCAGAUGUAUGUCAUGGACUAUUUAAUAUAUCAAUUGAAACCAUUCGGUAUAUUACCGACUUAUUUGGAACUACCACCGAAGCACAAUAUGGAUGAGCUACUCGAUAAAUGGCGGAAUGAAGUGUCGGAUAAUCCAUUAUAAUUAACUUUAGAUAAAUAAUAUUUAAAUUAGACAAUAGUAAAAAAUUAAACAUGCUGUGAUUUACACAAACUAUUUAAA